AAUGACUAAAUGACUUGUUUUUAUUUUGCCACAUCGCGUAUACAGAAUGUGGUGAUUGCGUUUCGUGUAGCCGCACACUAUCUUCUCCCUGCCCAACCCAGCUCAGCCUCCUCUUAUCUUUGAACAAUUUGAUUGCGGUGCAUUGAAGUGGAGUUUAAAUAGAUUCGAAUUAUAUUAUGUAAUUGGGUAGAACCCAAUUCAUUGGCAUCGACAGCAGCAGCAGCAGCAGUGCCAGCAAUUUGUCCCCAACCUUGGAAAUACGCAAACGUCGAUCAACAUGGAAGCCCUGGCCGUGACCCUGGAGCCUUACAAGGACCGAAUCGGGAUGAGCGCCGCCAUUAUUACGGUAGUCCAGUUCUUCAGCGGAGUUUUUGUAAUCAAUGAUAUCCGGAAGCGUGGCAGCACCGAGGGUUUUUCCGCCGGGCCGUUCCUCGGCGGAAGUGUGUUCUGCUUGCUGAACAUCCAGUUUGGACAGAUGCUGCGGGACGAUGCGAUGAUCCAGGUGAACUUCAUCGGGCUCGCGCUGAACAUCGUGUACGUGUGUGCCUUCUAUCUGUUCACGGUGGGGGCGGCAAAAACCAAGGUUUGGGGACAGAUUGGGGUUGCGGGAGCGGUUGUUGCCGGAAUUUUGUCCUACGUACAGUACGAGGAUCCGCAGUUGGUGGAGUUUAGAUUCGGCGUGAUAUUGACCGUGAUUCUGCUGCUGCUCGUCGGGAUGCCGCUGCUGGGAUUGGGAGAAAUUUUGAAGAAAAAAUGCACUGAAGGACUACCAUUCCCCAUUAUUUUUGCUGGUACUUUGGUUUCUCUGUCAUGGCUGCUGUAUGGAAUUGUGUUGAGGAACGAUUUUAUUGUGGUUCAGAAUCUCAUCGCUCUGGCCCUCUGCUCGGUACAGCUGGCACUUUUCGCAAUUUUCCCCAGCAAGCCAGCUUCGAAGGUGACCCAAAAACCCACCACCAAAAAGACUAACUAAACUAAAUAAGUACUGGACCAAGGAUAUGGCCGCGAGUUGACUUUAUCAUAUGUGGGACGAGCAGCAAUUCAACGAAACCGUUGACAAUAAUAGGAAUGUGUGUGAUGUUUUGAGGGUAAGGAUCUAAAAUUUAAUUUAGGAAAAAUUCCACGAGUUUUACAUAAAAUCACAAUAAGGUAAAGUUGAAAAACGUUAAUUUUAACUUUUUGAAAUUAAAUACAUUAAAUGUAGUCAAGUUUAAGGCUUUGCCAACAGAUUCCGUAAAAUCUGACAAUAAUAGUUUAAAUUUAAGCUAAUGUUUCUCCUUCAAAAGGUGUUGCUCAAAUUCUCAAAACAAGUUUAUCAACUAUAUUGUUAUACAUAGCUUUAAAUUUAAUAUUUCGACAAUAAAGGCUAAAUAAUUACGUAA
Messenger RNA from Culex quinquefasciatus (southern house mosquito), 1379 nucleotides. RefSeq names its product sugar transporter SWEET1. Gene Ontology annotation, cellular component: membrane. The transcript is spliced from 3 exons. The coding region runs from base 278 to 970 and encodes 230 amino acids. The record is from RefSeq and is a predicted model, not a curated record. Gene Ontology annotation, biological process: carbohydrate transport. Gene Ontology annotation, molecular function: sugar transmembrane transporter activity. Lineage: Eukaryota; Metazoa; Arthropoda; Insecta; Diptera; Culicidae.